CGCACGCCAUCACAAAAAAACAGGAGGGCGAGCAGGCGGAGGCGGGAGACGCAUCAACAGCGGCGGCCGGCGUCUCGCUCGACUCGAUGGUGGUUUACGUGGUGCACACGAGAAGGGGGAGAAGGAGAGCCGGCGAGAACCUCGUCCACCUCGCCACCAGCAGCGCCCCCGCGCCGGCCUUCCCCUACUCCGCCGUCGCCUGCCGCUCCCUCUCGCGCGGCGGGGGCCUCCCGCUGCGCGCCACGUCGCCGCCUCCUCCCCCGUACUCGAUCCGCGGCUCCGCAUGGGAGUCCCGCUCGCUGCGCCGCGACGGCGAGGAGGACUGGGAGGAGGUCGUCGCCGCCGGGGCGAGGCCUGCAGCCCCCGGCUCCCGCGGCGAGCCGACGGAGGAGCAGGGUAUUUUCCUCGGGGCCCCGCCCACCAAAGAAGAGGUCCACGCCGCCGUGGCCAGCAUCAAGCAGGUGCUUGAGAAACUUUAUGCUGUGGACUAUGAUGGGCCUGAGCUAGCGCUUGCAUUGCCCAUCUCAAGGCACCCUUCAUCUGGGAUAUUUGAGAAUCACUUUGCUGUAGAUUCUGAUGCAUCAGAGGUCGGAUCAGAUGAAUGGAGUGAAUCUGCUAUGCUCGUUCAUAACUCAACUGCUCUUUUGACAAAGGACCAUCGGUGUGUAGUGGAGGCACUCCGCCUAUUAAAUAAAGAUCCUUCCGUUCAGAAAAUGGUUGUGGCCUUGGCAACUGACGAGGCUGUGUGGCAAGCUGUGACAAACAAUGAGGUGGUACAAGAAUUCAAGAGAUCCUUCCAGACUGCCAAGGAGACUCAUCUCAAGGAAAGCUCGACUGCUCGAUUCAUGAUGUGGGUCCUGGAAAACACCCAAGCAAAAAUCAAUGAAAUUUUUGAGAAAAUAAUUGGGCUCGUUAACAUGCUGUUUCCAGUUGGGGACAAGGAUUACGAUACGUCUGAUGAUUUAGUGAGGAUGUCCUUCAUGCUCUCUGUGUUUGUCUUCAUCGUGGUAACUAUAGCUCGCAUACACUGAUUAGCACAGCAAUUCGCCGAUUUCGCGUUCUGGUGGUUUCUUAAUUUUGUAUAGGAUUAGUUCUAGAAUUAGUCCGAGUUGCAUGGUGGCAAUGGCUGUGGUUGGUGUCAGUGAGUCUAGAGGUUGAACUAUAAGUGUUAUUAGUGGAAACUCUAAUGGUUAUCGUGUGGGGGUUAUUUAUGUCUUAAACAUCAAGUGUGCUUCCUGAACAUGUGUUGCUGAACAUCAAGCGAAGCGAUAUCUUUGCUAAAGAAGUGUAAAUAUUUACAUAUUUAUAUUCUUGUUCCUGAACAUCAA
This is a messenger RNA of Panicum virgatum (switchgrass), 1328 nucleotides long. RefSeq lists its product as uncharacterized. Bases 87 to 1031 code for a protein of 314 amino acids. The transcript has 4 exons. Lineage: Eukaryota; Viridiplantae; Streptophyta; Magnoliopsida; Poales; Poaceae. The record is from RefSeq and is a predicted model, not a curated record.